UCCCUGCUAGCUGAGAGGCAGAAGAGAUACAGCUGCAUUGUUUUUAACAGAUUUACCACCAGUAGAGAAAUAUUGUGGAUUUAGAAUGUCCGAUGAAAACUAUAUUACAAUUUAGUCAUUUAAGUGCAGUUGCACUUGAACUGGCAGCCUGCUGGAACAAUAAAUCCUCCAACUCUGUUGUAUAGGAAAUGCUGAGAAGGAGGCUUGUUUUUCUGGUUUUGCUGUAAUUGUUCAUCCAAACAAGAUCAGAGUAAUUCCUGGUCAGUCAUAUAGUUGGCUUGUUUUGGCAGUUAACUCUCAUUACACUGGGUCAUGACUCUUAAAUGGGACGGAUAUUACAGCUUACAGGUAGUAUGAAAACCAGUACAUUUGUACAAAAUUAUUAAUGUGCCUGAAAAAAAUCCUAAGUCAUAAUUAUGACAUAAAAAGUCAAAAUUAUGAGUUAAAAAUUCAUAAUUAUGAGAUACAACAUCAAAAUUUGAUAUGAACAGAUGAUAAAGUUAAUGCCAAAGUUUGUCAAAAAGGUGUGACCUCUUACUCUGAUUAUUCCCCUUUACCUCCAAUCCAGGGAGUCAAAGUACAGCAUCAGAGGAGGCAGGGCUUAGAGCUGUGUUACUGCAAGUCACUGAUCUGUGCUUAAAGCUAGUCAUUGUGUUUGCCUCUUCACUUCAGCCUAGUCCUUUCCACGAUGUUUGCUUCCAUUGUUUUACUAUGGAUCUGCGUGAUCUUCAUCAUCUUUCAGCUGAAGUCUCGGAGACCCAAGAACUUUCCACCCGGACCCCCUACUCUUCCUAUAGUGGGAAACCUUUUGCACAUGAGCCUAGAAAACCCCCUGAAGGACUUUGAGAGGUUUAGGAAGUCAUAUGGAGAUGUCUACAGUCUGUACUUGGGCCCCAAACCGUCUGUUGUUCUCAGUGGGAUGGAGGCCAUGAGGGCGGCCCUGGUGACCAAGGCCAUUGAUUUUGCUGGACGACCCCAAGACCUGUUAGUCAAUGAUGUCACCAAGAAUCAAGGAGUGAUUCUGGCAGAUUACAGCUCCGGCUGGAAGGAGCAUCGUCGCUUUGCUCUGAUGACUCUGAGAAACUUUGGCAUGGGGAAGAAUUCAAUGGAAGACAGAAUUCAUGGAGAGAUACAGUACAUCAUAAAGACGCUGGAUAAGAGCGUUGGCAAAUCUUUCAGUCCUCAAGUCAUGUUUCAUAAUGCAGCUUCCAACAUCAUCUGCCAGGUUCUGUUUGGUACACGCUUCAAGUAUCACGAUGAUUUCAUCAAAACGAUUAUUAGGUGCUUCACUGAGAAUGCCAAGAUAGCUAAUGGACCGUGGUCUAUGCUGUAUGACUCCAUUCCCAUGAUUCGUAGCCUGCCGCUGCCCUUCAACAAGGCCUUCAAGAAUGCUGAGACUUGUGAGAAUCUUGUGAAAGAAAUGUUGGCAGAGCACAAGAGGACCAGAGUCCCAGAGGAUCCACGAGACUUUGUUGACUGCUACCUGGAUGAACUUGAUAAGAGAGUCGAGGAUGGUUCUUCAUUUUCAGAGGAUCGGUUGGUUAUGUAUGCUCUGGAUAUUUACUUUGCCGGGACUGACACAACCUCCAACACUCUACUCACUGGUUUCCUCUACCUUUCAACGCACCCACACAUACAAGAGCGCUGUCAGCAGGAGAUAGACUCUGUGUUGGAAGGAAAGGAUCGGGCCACUUUUGACGACAGACACAACAUGCCAUUCAUGCAGGCUGUGAUCCAUGAAGUGCAGAGAGUAGCCAACACUGUCCCUCUGAGCGUCUUCCACUGUACAACAAAAGACACAGAGGUCAUGGGAUAUUCAAUUCCUAAGGGAACACUGAUCAUCCCUAAUCUGGGCUCAGUGCUGAAUCAGGAGGGACAAUGGAAACACCCUCAUGGAUUCCACCCUGAAAACUUCCUCAAUGACAAGGGAGAGUUUGUCAAACCAGAGGCCUUCAUGCCUUUUUCUGCAGGUUCUCGGAUAUGUGUUGGGGAGAGUCUGGCCCGUAUGGAGCUUUUCCUCAUCAUGGUGACGCUGCUGAGGAAGUUUAAGUUCAGCUGGCCUGAGGAUGCAGGAGAGCCAGACUACAAUCCGGUCUAUGGAGUCACUCUGACUCCCCAACCCUACAGCAUGAAAGUCCAGCUCAGAGCAGCGCAGUAAGGCUGUCUGCAGAAACAGUGGAGAAUGAGCCUGAAAUAACAGACAGCUACUAAAGGGGCAGUUCAGACUGUUAGUGUUUGGAGAAGCUGGAUGAAGAGAUGAAGCUGAAUCUAAGUUAUGUACUGCAUAUAUAACUGUCAACACUGUCAGUAUCCCAGCCAAAAAAACUGUAUGAUAAAUGAUCCAUAGAAACAAAUCCAUACUUUUUGUAUUUAUGUCUGAAGAUACCAGAUUUGCCAGAUUGUCUAUGAAAACAACAGACAUUACUUGUGCAUUCAAAUAAAACUAUAUCAUAUGUAUACUUAAAUCAUGUAUUCAGUGUUCCUGAAUAUGUAUUGAAAUUUGGGGUUUUUUUUUUUUUUUUUUUUUGGUGGGAUUAAUAUGACAAACUUCUAUAUUUUUGGUCUGGUGUAACUUUCUUGUAAUUGUGUGUUAUCUGAAAAAUUAUGUUAAACUUCUCAAUAAAACCUAAAAACAUCUUA
This is a messenger RNA of Cheilinus undulatus (humphead wrasse), 2640 nucleotides long. RefSeq names its product cytochrome P450 2F2-like. Gene Ontology annotation, molecular function: oxidoreductase activity, acting on paired donors, with incorporation or reduction of molecular oxygen, reduced flavin or flavoprotein as one donor, and incorporation of one atom of oxygen; iron ion binding; heme binding. Gene Ontology annotation, biological process: xenobiotic metabolic process. The record is from RefSeq and is a predicted model, not a curated record. The coding region runs from base 689 to 2158 and encodes 489 amino acids. NCBI's taxonomy places the organism in Eukaryota, Metazoa, Chordata, Actinopteri, Labriformes, Labridae. The transcript is spliced from 11 exons. Gene Ontology annotation, cellular component: cytoplasm; intracellular membrane-bounded organelle.